AUGUAUCAGAUCUGCUUCCUGUACAUUGCUGCCUACCUUUGCAGCGGCACCCUGGCCUCCUGCCCUAGGAGAUGUACUUGUGACUCCCCAGCGGUAACUGAGUGUUUCCGGGUGUCACAUUUACCCAGGGACAUCCCUGCCACAACCAGAAAACUAUAUAUCAGACACAGCAAAAUUAGGCAGCUCCAGAUUUCCGACUUCAGUAGAACCCUAGGCUUGCAAGAAGUGUCACUUUUUUCUAGUGGAACAGAUACUGUUGAAAACAAUACAUUCAAAGCGCUGAGUAACUUAAAGGUCCUGGAAAUCUGGAAAAAUAAAUUGACAAAUAUCCCUGGAUUGCUGCCACCAAAUCUAGAAGUCUUAAAGCUGGGAGAUAAUUCCAUUGGUUUUAUUCAACGCCAUGAUUUUGAAGGUUUAAUGAAACUGAAGGUGCUUGAGAUGCAGAAUAAUAUACUAAGCAUGUUAUCAUUCAAUGUAUUUUCUGCACUUUUACAUUUGCAAAGACUGGUCUUGGAUAAUAAUGGGAUACAGACUAUAUCUGGCCAAGCCAGACUCCCCUACCUGCGAUAUCUCAGUAUGGAAAGCAACAACCUACAAUAUCUCCCUGACAACUUUUUCACACAUUUUACAAGCUUACAAUACUUGGGACUGUCAGGAAACCAGCUUCUAAAGAUUCCACAUCACCUGCCCAAGGCUCUCCAGCGCGUACAGCUGAAGAGAAAUAAGAUAAAAUACAUAAAGGUCAAGGACGUCAAACAUUUGGAGAAUCUUUCUGAGCUUAAUCUCUCCGAGAAUCAUCUUUCUUCUGUAGAUGGCAUGCAGUUUCUCAGUAACCUAUCCUCUGUUGAUUUAUCCAGAAACCAACUUGUCUCUCUUCCUUCUAAACUUCCAACCAAGCUACAGAGGCUGGACUGCAGCAAUAAUCAGAUUUCUAGGGUGACAACUCAUGACUUCAAGGGCCUUCAAAACCUCAAGCAUUUGUUCCUGGAUAACAAUGUUGUGAGCCAAUUUGAUGAUAGGGCACUGCAUUGGUGCGUUCAAUUAUCCAGCCUGGCAGCGGAGCAAAAUCAAUUAACUUCUGUCCCUUUUGGGCUCCCAGUAAGCUUAACAAGGUUGGAUCUUAAAGGAAACACAAUAGAAGAUAUAAGUGAAGUUAGUUUCAAAAACCUAAAAAAGCUCCAAGUUCUGAAUCUCCGAAACAAUAAGAUCACUACACUGGACCAUCAAGUCUUGGAAUGUCUAACACGACUCCGGCAUCUAUAUCUUGAUGGCAAUCCUUGGAAUUGCACCUGUAAGCUGUUAACGGUCAAAAGAAUCUUGAUCGAUAAAGGAACUGAUAUAAAAGGUGGGCAGUGCGCAGAGCCUAGCUCUAUCCGUGGAGAAAGUUGGAUGUCCUCUGACAAGACUUUAAGACACUGUGAAAGUAUGUAUAGUUUCGACAAAGGAAAAGAAAGCAGGAAAAAGCUAAAAGCAGAUGAACUGUCAAAUGUGGAGACACAAACAGAGGAGGAUAAUGAUGAUGAUUACGAUUAUGACAUGGAAUACUAA
Molecule: messenger RNA, 1548 nt
Organism: Spea bombifrons (plains spadefoot toad)
Lineage: Eukaryota; Metazoa; Chordata; Amphibia; Anura; Pelobatidae
Product: nephrocan-like
Exons: 3
Coding region: 1-1548 (515 amino acids)
Molecular function (GO): protein binding
Source: RefSeq, a predicted model, not a curated record